This is a messenger RNA of Sinocyclocheilus grahami, 4175 nucleotides long. It is a transcript of the gene stag1a, whose product is annotated as STAG1 cohesin complex component a. Gene Ontology annotation, biological process: sister chromatid cohesion. Lineage: Eukaryota; Metazoa; Chordata; Actinopteri; Cypriniformes; Cyprinidae. The transcript is spliced from 33 exons. Gene Ontology annotation, cellular component: nucleus; cohesin complex; chromatin. The record is from RefSeq and is a predicted model, not a curated record. Gene Ontology annotation, molecular function: chromatin binding. The annotation marks the transcript as partial.
CGCCUAAACCGCAGACAUGCUUGUCGUGGUUGUGAGGGUCUCUCCUCCUCCUCCCCACGCCGCCCGCUGUGCUUCGGCUGUGUCCGCCAGAGGGCGCUCGGGCUCCGAUGUCAACACGCGCCAUUCGAUUGUGGAAAAUGCCACCAGAUGGCGGUUUAGGAUUGCUGCUCUUCUGAAAGGCGCGGUUCCUUCUCCCGGUCCAAUUUUCAAUUAAUAAAUCCAUAUUUAGCAAAACUUUUAUCGAAUUCCGAAUAGCGGGAACGCCGACCUUUGCGACCAUGAGCAUCGCAGGCUCAGAGUUGCAGUGUUAAUACUGUCAUCAGCACUAGAAGCACACUGAAAGACGUCCUCCCAGCAGAGCACCACACACAGCAGACCUGGAACACACCAUCAUCAUGAUCACCUCAGAGCUGCCAGUGCUACAGGACUCGGGUGAGUCGGGUCAGGACACAGUGAGUCUCAGUAUGAGUAUGAGUGAGCUGGACGACCCUGGAGAUGGAAAGAGCAAGAAGAAGAGAGGCCGGCCUGGCAGACCACCUGCACCCAACAAGAAGCCACGGAAGUCCCCUUUAGAAAAAUGCCCGAUGGGAGUCCAGCGGGGGCGGAAGGCCAAUGGAAUGGCCCAGCAGAACGGAGAGGGCGAUCCUGUCACUCUGUUUGAAGUGGUCAAACAGGGAAAGAGCGCUAUGCAGUCGGUUGUUGAUGAUUGGAUUGAGUCAUACAAGCAAGACAGAGAUUUAGCACUUCUGGACCUCAUCAACUUCUUCAUCCAGUGCUCUGGCUGUAAAGGCACUGUAAGAAUCGAAAUGUUUCGCAACAUGCAGAAUGCUGAAAUUAUCCGCAAAAUGACAGAGGAGUUUGACGAGGACAGUGGCGAUUACCCCUUGACCAUUUCUGGCCCGUUGUGGAAGAAGUUUCGCUACAACUUUUCUGAGUUCAUCUGCGUCCUGAUCCGCCAGUGCCAGUACAGCAUCAUCUACGAUGAGUACAUGAUGGACACGGUCAUCUCUCUGCUGACGGGUCUGUCGGACUCACAGGUUCGAGCCUUCAGACACACCAGCACUCUAGCAGCCAUGAAGCUCAUGACAGCUCUGGUGAACGUAGCUCUGAAUCUGAGCAUUAAUCAGGACAACACACAAAGACAGUAUGAAGCCGAACGCAACAAAAUGGUGGGAAAGAGAGCCAAUGAGAAGCUUGAACUCCUACUUCAAAGAAGGAAAGAGCUUCAAGAAAACCAAGAUGAAAUCGAAAACAUGAUGAACUCGAUCUUCAAGGGAAUCUUUGUUCAUCGUUAUAGGGAUGCAAUUGCUGAAAUCAGAGCCAUUUGUAUAGAGGAGAUCGGUGUGUGGAUGAAAAUGUACAGCGAUGCCUUCCUGAAUGACAGCUACCUGAAGUACGUCGGCUGGACCUUACAUGAUCGGCAAGGUGAAGUGCGCUUGAAGUGUUUGAAAGCCUUACAAAACCUCUACACAAACCGCGAACUGUUUCCAAAACUCGAGCUCUUCACGAACCGUUUCAAGGAUCGUAUCGUGUCUAUGACGCUGGAUAAAGAGUAUGAUGUGGCUGUGGAGGCCAUCAGACUGGUCACGCUAAUCCUUCAGGGUAGCGAGGACGCUUUGUCUAAUGAGGACUGUGAGAAUGUCUAUCAUCUGGUGUACUCCGCUCACAGGCCUGUGGCAGUGGCUGCUGGGGAGUUUCUACAUAGAAAGUUGUUUAGCAGACAUGAUCCUCAGGCAGAGGAAGCUCUGGCAAAACGCAGAGGCAGGAGCAGCCCAAACGGAAACCUUAUCCGCAUGCUGGUGCUCUUCUUUUUGGAGAGCGAGCUGCAUGAACAUGCUGCCUAUCUAGUGGACAGUUUGUGGGAGAGCUCUCAGGAGCUGCUGAAGGACUGGGAGUGCAUGACCGAACUGCUGCUGGAGGAGCCAGUGCAAGGCGAGGAGGUGUUGACAGACAGGCAGGAGAGUGCUCUGAUUGAGCUGACUGUCUGUACCAUUCGUCAGGCUGCUGAGGCCCAUCCGCCUGUGGGGAGAGGGACUGGGAAAAGGGUCUUGACAGCGAAGGAAAGGAAGACGCAGAUUGAUGACAAAAACAAAUUAACAGAGCACUUCAUCAUGGCUCUUCCCAUGUUACUCUCAAAAUACCAGACAGAUGCAGAGAAAGUAGCCAACCUCCUACAGAUCCCGCAGUACUUUGACCUGGAUGUGUACAGUGCAGGGAGGAUGGAGAAGCACUUGGACGCAUUGCUCAAGCAGAUCAAGUUUGUGGUGGAGAAGCACACGGACACGGAGGUGCUGGAGGCCUGCAGUAAGACCUACAGCAUCCUGUGUAGUGAGGAGUACACCAUCAUGAACCGUGUGGACAUCAGCCGCAGUCAGCUCAUCGAUGAUCUAGCUGACCGCUUCAACCACUCGGUGGAGGAGCUGCUGCAGGCGGGGGAAGAGGCGGAUGACGACGACAUCUACAACGUUCUCUCCACUCUCAAGAAACUCACAGCCUUUCACAAUGCUCAUGACUUGACCAAAUGGGAUUUGUUUGGGAACUGCUACAGGUUGCUAAGGACGGGAAUAGAGCAGGGCUCUAUGCCAGAGCAGAUAGCAGUACAGGCUCUUCAGUGCUCUCAUUACUCCAUACUGUGGCAACUUGUGAAGAUCACAGAAGGAGCUCCAUCCAAGGAUGAUCUCCUAGCACUUCGCAGGGUUGUCAAGUCUUUUCUAGCCAUGUGCCAGCAAUGUUUAUCAAACGUCAACACGCCGGUUAAAGAGCAGGCGUUCAUGCUGCUAUGCGACCUGCUGAUGAUCUUCAGUCACCAGCUCACCACAGGGUCCAGGGAGGGUCUGCAACCUCUGGUCUUCAACCCAGACAGCAGCCUACAGAAUGAGCUGCUCAACUUCAUCCUAGACCAUGUGUUUAUAGACCAGGAUGAUGAGAAUCAGAGUAUAGAGGGUGAUGAGGAGGAUGAAGCUAACAAGAUUGAGGCCUUACACAAGAGGAGAAACCUCCUAGCUGCCUUCAGCAAGCUCAUCAUUUAUGAUAUAGUAGACAUGCCAGCUGCUGCAGACAUCUUCAAACACUACAUGAAGUACUACAACGAUUAUGGAGACAUUAUCAAGGAGACUCUAAGUAAGACCAGACAGACGGAUAAGAUACUGUGUGCCAAGACGCUCAUCCUGAGCUUACAGCAGCUCUUUAAUGAGCUGAUCCAGGAUCAGGGCCCUAACUUGGACAGGACCUCAUCUCAUGUGAGUGGCAUUAAGGAAUUGGCCCGUCGCUUUGCCCUCACCUUUGGCUUGGACCAGAUCAAGACCAGAGAGGCUGUGGCCACACUGCACAAAGAUGGCAUCGAGUUCGCUUUCAAGUAUCAGAAUCCUAAAGGACCAGAGUAUCCCCCUCCAAAUCUGGCCUUCCUGGAGGUUCUCUGUGAAUUUUCCUCGAAGCUUCUUCGCCAAGACAAGAAAACAGUGCACUCGUAUCUGGAAAAGUUCAUGACUGAGCAGAUGAUGGAGAGGCGGGAAGACAUCUGGCUGCCGCUCAUCUCCUACAGGAACUCUCUGCUGACGGGUGGAGAUGAAGAUCGCAUGUCCAUCACCAGCGGCAGCAGCAGCAGCAAAGCUGGAUCUAUACGGAGCAAGAAGGGCCGUCCAGCCAUGCACAAGAAACGCAUCGAGGAGGAGAGUGUGGAGAGCUCAUGGAUGAUGAGGAGUGACACCCUACAGACUCCCGGAGCCUUGCAGACACCCCAGCUCACCUCCACCGUACUCCGAGAAAACCCUCGGCAAGCUGCUGAGCACCUCCCUGAGCAGAACUCUGAGCCCGGCUCUGAAUCCGACUAUGUUCAUAAUCCUCAGAUGCAGAUGUCCUGGCUCGGCCAGCAGAAGAUGGAGGAGGUGAACAGGAAAGAACGCACAGCCAUGAACUACAUGAAGGCCCGUAGCGGAGGCGUACGACAGACUGUACGUGGUCUCAUGGAGGAUGACGCAGAGCCCAUCUUUGAGGAUGUCAUGAUGUCGUCGCGAGGACAGCUGGAAGACAUGAGUGAGGAAUUCGAGGACACCAUGGUCAUUGAUCUGCCUCCAUCCAGGAACAGGCGGGAGAGAGCAGAGCUAAGACCGGACUUCUUUGACUCUGCAGCCAUGAUUGAGGAUGAGUCGGUAAGAAUGAAUCGCCAAGGCUUUAAC